Molecule: messenger RNA, 1717 nt
Organism: Anopheles moucheti
Lineage: Eukaryota; Metazoa; Arthropoda; Insecta; Diptera; Culicidae
Gene: SdhB
Product: succinate dehydrogenase [ubiquinone] iron-sulfur subunit, mitochondrial
Exons: 4
Coding region: 213-1085 (290 amino acids)
Biological process (GO): tricarboxylic acid cycle; aerobic respiration; respiratory electron transport chain
Cellular component (GO): mitochondrial membrane
Molecular function (GO): 2 iron, 2 sulfur cluster binding; electron transfer activity
Source: RefSeq, a predicted model, not a curated record
ACGUUUCUUGAUUUGUUGCACUUUUUUGUGCCCUCUUAUUUCACAAAUUUGGGCAACACAAAUCGGUCAGGAUCUUCGUGCCAGCGGAAAAUCGCGGAAUUCGUCGCCGCCCGUCGAAAUCAAAACAAUCUUCGAACGCUUCCUAAGCUCCGUUUCGUUGUGUGUUUUCGUGUGUGCGUUGUGUGCAAGGAAAAACCUUCGCAGCUAAAGCGAUGGCCGUAAUUGCUGCGGAUCUCAAGUUUCUGCUAGCCUGCCGCGGAACGUUCGGCCAGAUCAGAAACAUUCACCUGGCUGCUGCCAAUAAUGCUGCUGCUAAGAAAGUUAAAAAGUUCCAGAUUUACCGCUGGAAUCCGGAUCAGCCCGAGCAGAAACCGUACAAUCAGACGUAUGAGGUCGACCUGAGCGCCUGCGGGCCGAUGGUGCUGGAUGCACUAAUUAAGAUCAAGAACGAAAUGGACCCCACGCUGACGUUCCGACGAUCGUGCCGUGAAGGUAUCUGUGGUUCCUGUGCCAUGAACAUCGGUGGCACCAAUACGCUAGCCUGCAUCAGCAAAAUCGAUGCGGACAACUUGGAUAAACCGACCAAAAUCUACCCUCUACCGCAUAUGUACGUGGUAAAGGAUCUGGUGCCAGAUAUGAACAACUUUUACAACCAAUACCGUUCGAUUCAGCCUUGGUUACAGCGCAAGAACGAAAGCUCCGAAAAGAAGGGUGAUGCCCAGUACCUCCAGUCGGUGGAUGAUCGUGCCAAGCUGGACGGUCUGUAUGAGUGCAUUCUGUGCGCGUGUUGUUCCACGUCCUGUCCGUCCUAUUGGUGGAACGGUGAUAAGUACCUUGGACCGGCGGUGCUAAUGCAGGCUUACCGCUGGAUUAUCGAUUCGCGUGACGAAAGCACUGCCGCCCGGUUGGACAAUCUAAAGGACCCGUUCAGUGUGUACCGGUGCCAUACGAUUAUGAACUGCACCCGAACGUGUCCGAAGGGUUUGAAUCCGGGCAAGGCGAUUGCCGAAAUCAAGAAGCUACUGUCGGGUAUCGCCAAGAAGGACGCACCCGGUCUGGAGACGGCUGCUCUUCACAGCAAGUAAAGAGACAAGACCCCGCGGAAAGCACUGCACAUACAUCCGCUUCCCAGUGCAGCUUUUGUUCGAUAGCACACAGACACACACAAAGAAAAAAAAGGAUACGAUGUAGAUCAAGGAACUACAAGGAACGUGCGUAAAACGGUGUGUCGAUAGCAGAAAGGAAAGUAUUUCGAUACCAAAAAAAGGAAACUAGCAGCUUCAUCUUAAACGAAAUGUUAAAUUCAAACAUUAAUCGGUUACUUAAACACGACUACCACCGACAGCAGCAGGCAGCCGGAAGUAUUAGGCGUACAACAGUACGCUCCGUACUCUACUUGCUUGGUGCAUAGAUCCUACGGUGCAAAAAUCAAACCAAAAACCUUAUCCUGCCCCUGUCGAACGGUUCGAUUUUAGUUUAAUUUGCAAGUUAGCAAUGUAGUAGCGUUAGUUUUUCGAUUCCAAAUGCAACAUUGAAAUCCCCUCUUACACCCGCCCCAGUCGUACUACCCAGUGCGGUAACAUACGAACGCACGAGACAUCAGAAAAGCAACAACACGUAUAAUCUACAUCCACAAUUUAUUUAUUUUCGUUCCGUAGCAAAUGGAUUUGUAAUUAUGAGGGAAAUAAAGAAUAGAAUAUCUACAAAACGCCGUAAA